GCCUAAGAAUAUGCUUUAGCUACGAGCCUACGAGUCGUCGUUCUUAGCUAAGCUAGCAAAAAAUUAAGUUGACCGUUUGCUAAUAAUAAAGUUCUCUCUCUCUCUCUCGCUCGCUCGCUCUCGCUCUUUCUGAGACGAUUUCUGGAGAUCGGUGGGAGAUGGGAGCGACGGCAAAGAAGGCCUUCGAGGUGGCAGCUCUCUUGGAUCUGAAGCCUCACCCUGAAGGGGGUUUCUUCUCGGAGACUUUUAGGGACUCCUCCAUCACCCUCUCCAAGUCUCAACUCCCACCCCAGUACAAGGUUGAUCGUCCAGUGAGCACAGCUAUCUACUUCAUGCUGCCAACAGGAAGUGUAUCGCACCUCCAUCGCAUACCUUGUGCUGAAACUUGGCACUUUUACAUGGGAGAGCCUCUCACGGUGUUUGAGUUACAUUAUGAUGGCCACAUCGAGUGGACUGUUCUUGGCCCAAAUCUAGAUGCUGGCCACCGACUGCAGUACACUGUGCCACCGAAUGUGUGGUUUGGAUCAUUUCCCACCUUGGAUGUUGAGUCCUUUGCAUCUGAUGGUAGUAUUCUUGUCAAAGCUCCGAAAAGGGACCCUGAGCUGCAUUAUUCUUUGGUUGGCUGCACCUGUGCCCCUGCCUUCCAGUUCGAGGAUUUUGAGUUAGCCGCAUAUUCUGAGCUGAAGAUCCUCGCUUCCAAUGCCGAACCAUUUCUCGACUACCUCAUCCUGCCCAGCUGAAGGAGAACCUUUACAUUUGAGUGGAUUGGUUAGCUUAUUUUCAUCAGUCAGAUACAAUAAUCUAUAUCAGCUAUAAUAAUGUGGCCACAGUUUAUUCCAAGAUGCGGUAUUAAGUGGCCACAGUGGCUCGAACACUCUCUGUAAACUAUAUUCAUCAGCAAAUUGAGGAGUCUUGAUCGAGAAUUUUCUAUAAAUCAAAUCUGGAUUUAAGUGGUUCA
Messenger RNA from Phoenix dactylifera (date palm), 958 nucleotides. RefSeq lists its product as uncharacterized. The record is from RefSeq and is a predicted model, not a curated record. Gene Ontology annotation, cellular component: intracellular anatomical structure. Lineage: Eukaryota; Viridiplantae; Streptophyta; Magnoliopsida; Arecales; Arecaceae.